AUGUCCCGUGCAUCAGCCCUGUGCUUUGGACUGCUGGUGGCUGUCGGCGAAGCGGUGCUGUUCGCCAAGAUGGAGAAAUAUCGUCAAGACGACUGCACCGGUACCAUGUACGAUGUCGACCUCGAUGCCAGCGGUGAAUGCCUCCCGGCAAACAACGAGAGAUACAUCUGCAACGCCACCGGGGUACUCUAUGAAAAGUUCAACUCCUCCGGAUCAAACUCCGACUGCAGCAACGCGCUUGAAUGGGGGGAUUUCUAUCCGUUCAACAGCUGCAGUCAGGGAUACAGGUACUUGGACUGCGUGGACCUGCCGGCGGUGACCCUGGAGACCUUCACGGAUACGACCUGCACGACCAAGGAGGGGGAAAGUAUCCAGCCCAUCGUGGAUUGCACGCUCAUCGACGGGGCUUGGAUAAAGUCUGAGUACGAGGGCGGAAACUUCACGUACUCCGCGCACAACUCCAGCGAUUGUACGGGCGACGCAUUGAUGAGCACCACCAUUCCUUGUGGGAGCAUCUGUACGCCGGCCAUGGGGGUAAGCGCGAAGAACCUCAACGCGUGUCCGACUACUUCUACGACCCAGUCGACCACCACGACCACCACGACGACCACGACGACCGGGACGAAUGGAACGGCCACGACCUCCGCGGCCACGACCUCCGCGGCCACGGGCAUUCUGGGCCUCUCUUGUUUCACCGCUAGCGUGCUAGUGGUAGUGGGCUUGCUUUGA
Molecule: messenger RNA, 729 nt
Organism: Symbiodinium natans
Lineage: Eukaryota; Dinophyceae; Suessiales; Symbiodiniaceae
Source: the annotation of a GenBank genome assembly